AUGAGAUUCGAAUACAUAGUUAACAUAUUUGUUUUGUUGCAGGCGCUACUGCAAGCUCACGAUGUGGUAUCACGCGAGGUGUACGGCGAGGACGCAGUACGCGUGACGCCGCCCCCACUUCUGCCUUACUUGAACGGCGGCGGCGCCGAUGACCUUGACGCCGCAUCGGCCGGCGGUGACCUUGACGCCGACAUCGCCGACAACGUCACCAGGGUCAGGCUGGUGCAGUUUCAGAAGAACACCGAUGAACCGAUGGGCAUAACAUUAAAGAUGAACGAAGAUGGCAAAUGUAUAGUAGCUCGGAUCAUGCACGGAGGUAUGAUCCACCGGCAAGCCACGUUGCAUGUUGGCGACGAAAUCAGGGAGAUCAACGGGAUACCGGUGGCCAACCAAUCCGUUGGACAGCUGCAGAAAAUACUCAGGGAAGCCAGAGGUUCAGUAACAUUUAAGAUAGUACCUUCAUAUAGAAGUGCACCGCCACCUUGUGAGAUUUUUGUUAGAGCACAAUUUGACUACGAUCCGUUACAGGACGACCUUAUACCGUGCGCACAAGCGGGGAUUGCCUUCAAAACUGGUGAUAUUUUACAGAUAAUUAGUAAGGACGACCACCACUGGUGGCAGGCUAGGAAAGACAAUGCUGCCGGGUCGGCGGGCCUGAUACCCUCUCCUGAGCUACAAGAAUGGCGAGCGGCGUGCGCGGCCAUGGAAAAAACGAAACAAGAACAAGUCAAUUGCUCAAUAUUCGGGAGGAAAAAGAAACAAUACAAAGACAAGUAUUUGGCAAAACACAACGCUGUGUUUGACCAAUUAGAUUUAGUUACAUACGAAGAAGUUGUCAAGUUACCAACGUUCCAGAGGAAGACAUUAGUCCUGCUAGGUGCUCACGGCGUCGGAAGGAGACACAUAAAGAACACGCUUAUAGCCAAACAUCCUGACCAGUACGCCUAUCCCAUACCGCACACGACGCGGCAACCUCGCUCAGACGAAGAAAACGGCCGCAACUACUUUUUCGUGUCCCAUGACGAGAUGAUGUCGGACAUCGCCGCGAAUGAGUACCUCGAGUACGGCACUCACGAGGAGGCGAUGUACGGUACCAAGCUGGACACGAUCCGACGUAUCCACCAGGAAGGCAAGAUGGCCAUCUUGGAUGUGGAACCACAGGCGCUCAAGGUGCUCAGAACGGCUGAAUUUGCGCCGUUUGUUGUUUUUAUUGCUGCGCCUACAUUGCAGAACUACGACGGCAGUUUAGAGCGUUUAGCAAAAGAAAGUGAGCUGAUGCGUCACGCGUACGGUCACUAUUUCGACUUGACGAUAGUGAACAACGACAUCGACGAGACGAUCGCCCAAUUGGAGGCCGCCAUCGAGAAGGCGCGCACGCAGCCCCAAUGGGUGCCCGUCGCGUGGGUCUACUGACCGCAGACGCAGGCGGGCUGUUACGGCGGGUCUAACUCGAUGCCUCGAGGUAGACACCGCCGCAACCGUCACCGCCAUAACGCCAGACGCGGCUGGCUCUCCAGCGAGAACGUCGUGAACUACCAGGACGAAGUGCACGACUGCAGCGCCAUCAGUUACGACGACGGCUGCUGCAGCAGUGACAGCGCUGAUAGCAUCUGCUGAGGGGAGGGCGUGGCGAACGGACUGAGGGGGAGGGACAAUGAAGAGGAAGACACGCCUUUUAUGGGACGUACGGACUGUGAGGCGGAUAAAAGCAAAGUUUCACUUUCUAGUUAUGUUGUUAAGGUGUUGCGCGCGAUGAUCGCUUGCGAUAUGUUUCUCUUGCCUAACACGACCGGAUGACGUUGAUUUUGAAACAUGAAACGUAUAAAAAAAUUGAUGACAUAAAAUUAAGACAAAAAAGGAAUUGUAUUUCAUAACAGGAUUAUCGCAAAUAGCAUGGUGGUAUGUUGAAUCUUGGCAUGGCACACAGCCUCACAUUUUCCAACAUGAAAUCAAAUGAUUUUUGGAAUGGCCGUAUAAAGCAUUUACUAGUACUUGGCAGCUGACUCUUAGGGUGGUCUAGUGUAUGCUUUAGGUCAGCUACUGAAUGUCAACAGCUAAUCAACAAGUGACAACUGUUGGAAAUAAUUAAUUUGGUGAAGCUCAGAACCAUAUUUAAAACUUUGUACACUAAACACUGACGAACAAUUAUUUGAUUUGACUUUUUGAAAAUCAUUGUAUUUUUGUGCUUACAAAAUUUCCAAAUAAGAGCGUUGUUAGACAGUAAAGAAAAAGUCACAACAGAAUACCACUAUCUUCUGAUCCAACGUUACCAUAUCAGUCAGAGACGAGUGUCAUUUGUUGGUAUGGGGUAUUUAGAAAAUAUCACUAGAUCAUCAAAGGUUACUUACUUUCAAAAAUGGUUAUGAAGGAAUGCUUCAACAUUAUUGGAGAGAAGUUAUAAUUGUUAGUGAAUCACUGUUUAGUGUAUGGCGAAUUUCCUUCAAAAUUGAAAUGUUCUACAAUUACUCCUGUUCCAAAAGUGCAAAAUUCUGAGUUAUAUACAAACAUGCGGCCAAUUAAUGUACUGCCAGAUGUCGAGAAACUCUUAGAAGGAAUCAUAUAUGAGCGAGUAAUUGAAUAUAUUGAAGAAAAUAAGAUAUUCACAAAAUUUCAAGCAGGAUUCAGAAAAAAAGUAUUCUGCUGAAACAGCACAAUCAAAUGGUAGUAGAAGAAUGGAGGCGAAAUAUGGAUGAAAAAAGUUUACAGUAAUAUUGUUCUUGGAUUUCAAGAGAGCAUUUGAGACUAUUGACAAGGAUAAAUUGUUAACUAAAUUACAUUACUAUGGAUUUCAAGCUUCAGUAUUCAACUUAUUACCAAAUUAUUUAAUCAAUGGAAGUCAAAGAACUAAAAUUGGCAAUACAUUAUCAAGCAUCUAAAACAUUUCGGUGCCACAAGGUAGCAAAUUAGGUCUUUUACUGUUUAUUUUUUAUAUUAACGAUAUUCCUGAUGUUUUACAACACUUCAAAAUUCACCUAUUUGCUGAUGAGAUACAUUAAUAUAUAUAUAUAUUAUAUCAAAUAAAGACAUUGAGUACUGCAAUAGAGCUGUUAAAUAAUGAUAUGAAAAACGUAAUAAAUUAGUUAAAUGUGAAUAAACUUAAACUACACAUCAAAAAAACAAAAUAUAUGCUAAUAGGAAAAUUUUUAGAUCAAAAUACGAUAAAUCUUACAAUUAAUCAUAAAAAAAUUGUGUCAAUCGAAUCACUUAAAUAUUUGGGCAUAUACGUAGACAGUAAAUUAAAAUUUGAAGGGCACUAUGAAUAUAUUAUUUCAAAAAUAUCCAAGAAAAGAAAAUAAUAACUUAUGGAAUUUCGCAUAGCCUAAGCGUUUAUUCUAAAAAAAUUGUGUACAACACUAUCAUUCUUCCUCAUUUGUUAUAUUGUUCGACUACUUUGUUCAAUGCAAAUGCAACUGUAUUUUCAAAAUUUCAAAUAUUACAAAAUAAAGCUAUGAAAAUCAUCUUAUAUAAAAACAAAUGUACUAGAUAAUUUUUAUGCUGAAAGAACUACAAGGGUCAAAAAUAAAAAAUUUCAUAGCCUACUUGGUUUUCAUUUUCAUAUUCAAGUUAAAAAAUCAUCUACCAAAUCACUUAGAAAAUUUUAUUGUAUUGAACAAUGAGUGCCACAAUUAUUCUACUGGAAAAAGUAUAGACUUUCAUUUACAAAACUGCAGUAGCAGUAUAACGAGCAAGUCAUUAUUUCAAAAGUUAUUGUACGAAUUUAGUAAAUUAAGUAAUGAUAUCAAGAUGUGUGUCAGUUUGAAAAUGUUCAAAGGGAAAUUGAAAAAAUAUCAUGGAAAACCAGAAUUCACAGUAGUUAAAUUUUGUAUAAAAAUAUGUAGACAUAAUAUAUUUUGUGAUAUACUGUGCAAUAUGGAUAUUAUGGACAUUAAUGCUAGAUAAAUCUCAAACAAAAAAACUUGGGACGUUUGAACGAGAUCAAGCUCGGGAAAAAUAGAUUAUAUGAGCUGACAAUCAAUAACAAUGCAUAUAACUUGUAGAAUCAUACUCUAGGCAGCGCUACGAUUCUACUGUUGAGUGCUAUUGAAAGCAGCCAAUGGCAUUCCAUUUCGUACUUUAUCGACCCAAAUCAUUUCAUAUGUGUUCCGUGAUUGUUUGACUUGAAUUACUAAAUUAUGAUCCCUCUAUGUAAAUAUAUUGACUAAUUUAUCUUACCCUUGAUGACUUGCAAUCAACUACACUACCAUCAGUUGUCUUCCCCCACUACAUACAAUCAAAUAACAUAAAACGCAGCGACACCCCGACUUAGUCUGGUAAAAAAUCACUAUUCAAUUACAAAGAAUUGAGUUGCAGCCGUAGAAUUUUUAUAGUAUUUUGACUAAAGUUGUUUCUGAACAACUUCAACAGUUACACAGCCAUAUUAAAUAAGUCAGUGAUUUUUAACCAAACACAUACUAAGAUGUAUCUUACUAAAUUUAAAUCUGGGAUCAUAAGAGCAUCUCUACUGAUUACUUUUUGAUACACUCUCGAAAAUUUUGAUAUUUAGUUAACACCAAGGUAAUAUUGAAACUCCUUUCAAGAAUAAUCAUUAAACAUGAGGUUCUUCAAGAUUGGAUAAGAGUAUAUUUUAAGUAUCCAGUCUAAAUAUGAGAUAUACCCUGUCAUCUAUAAAUAUACUCGUAAUUAUCAAUAUACUCACUGUACGUAUACAUAUGUCCAUAGAAAGUGUGUCUAUCCUCGUAUCUUCCGGACAUUAGCGUUAGAACGUGAAAUUCACUGUUUUCAAACCUUUCUAUCGCACUGUGUGAAAUGCGUGCAGAACAUUUGUUAUUUUAAACUUCGCUUGUAAGAUAUAUAUCAUUUUAUUGCCAGUUUCUUUGUUUGUUUUGCACAAAAAUUAUCACAUCAUUCCAAAGCUUCCCAGAGGGGUCAAUAUUAUUUCUUAUGCAAACUGUUAACGAAUAAAAUAACUUUUACUUACUAUCUUAGCACUUUCUAUCACUAUAAACGACAGAAACUGCUAUGCAUGCAUUAUUCUGAUUUAUUUAGGUAUAUUUUUAUUAGAAUACUCAUUUUAAAUAUGUAUCGAAGAGUAACUACCGCAAAUAUCACAGUAUUUAUAAAGCUUUCUUCUGUAAGACUGAUUUGUUUUUAACAUACGUCCUUACUAAACUGAUUUCAUGAUAUGGUAAUUUUAUGUGCUUUUUUCAUCAAUUAUUUAAAAUUAUAGGCACUUUAUAUUCACGUUCAGGAUGGCCGAAAGAGUACGAAUUACUGUAUUUGACUGCGCAACUAGAUCGCUUGAAAUCACUGCGGUAUUAGUUUUUCUUCAUAGUUGGUAUUUAAUUAAUUUGGAUGAAAUCAAUACUUUCUAUGUUAAGAUAAGUAUAUUCAAACUGUUUGAAGGAAGACUAGUAUCAGUAAAUAGCUGCCUACAAAGAAAACCCAUAUUGUUGCCUCUCUGAAAAAAGUAUAUCUUAAAAUUCUUACCUAAAUUUUGUUUGUCCGAAUUUGAAACUAGAGGUGUAUAUUCGUAAAGGGGAGUUUACACUAGCAUGUAGCGCUUGCGUGAGUAGGACAUGCAAGUUGAUGCAAACUGUACUUGCAUUCAAAUUAAGGUUUACACUACAUACCUACCUUUGCAAGGGAAACCUGUUUAAAAUCCAGUCAGUGCAGCUAUUCAUCUGGUGCGGAAAUGACGGAUUAUAUAGAUAUAGAAGACGCUCGGGCUGUAGUGAGAGUUGCAGUUAUAUGCGAUUAGCUUUCUGAGGAAGCAAACGAGAUACUAUCAAAAAUGAAGAUGAGAAAGAAAGGUCAUGUUGGGAAAGAAGUUGGGUAUCAAGAAGGUUGCAAUCAGGAGGAUCAAGACUAUUAGAGAUGAAUUCUCGCGAGAAGACAAAGAUGGCUCUAGAAACGUCCUCCGUAUUUCAAAAAGUAUAUUUGACGAAUUGUUAGAUCGUGUGAAACAGUGCAUACAGAAAAAAUAUACUAAAAUGAGGGUAGCCAUACCAGGAAAAAUUAAGUUAGAAAUUAAGGUAUUUGGCUGCAGGAGAUUCCUUUGCUUCCCUACAGUAUUUUUAUCGAGUACCAAAAUGGACUAUUUCAAAAUUUCUUCCUGAUGUCUGUGCUGCUAUAUAUGAAGCACUGCAGGAAUUUGUUCACGUCCUUAUUAUUUACAAGAUGUCUCGUAAAUAACAGCCAAACUUCAGGAGGAAAUACCAAAGGCAAAAGUAAAAAAAUAAUUUCUGUACAACAUUCCUUAUUAAGAUGACAAAACACUCUCGUCACUUGUUUACAAGUAGUAGUUGUUUGCAGGCAACAGGUUUACACAGGAGAGUCCAGCUAGCGUUUAAGUGGAGAUUUUGCAAACGUUAUUAGUUCCGUAAGUAAUUUCUGUCAAAACAAUUUAUUUGCGGAAGCAAGAAAUGCCUGAAAGUCCGCGUUGAAAGUUAAGCUUUCGUGCAUAUUAGUGUUUACAUUUGCAAGUUUUUCUGCAAGUUGGAUGCAAAUAAAACUUACGCAAGCGCUACAUGCUAGUGUAAACUCCCCUUAAUGCAUUGAAUAUAACACGAAUGGUUGUGAUAUGUUCUCCCGAUUUUUCUGUUGAUCCGCGGGAAUUAAAAUGUAUACUUAAGGUCAUUCGACCAAAAAGAAGGCGUUAAUAAAAGGGGUAUAAAUCGGCGAAGCCAUUUUUAACCACACCUUGAAUAUUUACUCGAUAAUUGUUAAAGAAUAAGCAUUCUGUAAUUUUACGUACCUUCAAGGAAUUCAUUAAGCAAGCAGAAUUUUGUGCGGCAAGGACAAAAAUCAAUGAUCUACUUUGACUGACUUCUUGCUAUCCUAUAAAAAGGAAAAAUAGGUUUUUGUAGCUAACCUAAAUGGACAUGUUGAUGAAUUGUUAAGAAUAUAUAUUUGUUUAAAUUAUGUCUCUCAGGUGAGUAGUAACACUUUUUUUUUUAGUAAAAUAGUAAUUGCCUUCAUAUUAAUCUAUAGUAUCGUAUUUGGUCCAUAAUUCCAGCAGGACCCAAAUGCUUAUUUUUGAUUUGUCGAAUUUGUGACUUCUUUUCGAUUGGUGGAAUUGGUCACAAAUUUUGGCUCGGGCGCAAAUAAAAUAAGUUUUUGUAGUCGAAUCAGGUGAUAUACGAAGUAUUUCUUAAUUUGAUAUGAGAGUUAGGCUCAUCUUACACAAAUUGUAUAGUUUUUAUCUAGUUUGAGAGAUAUUCUACAAAAAACCGACCAUAUCUAUUAGAUCCAUUACCAGUCUUGCCAGGUCUGGUGAAACCUCUUUGAAAAAUGCCAAUUUCUGGUGAUUUUUAAAAUUUCACGGAUCUUGAAUUACUAAAUUUCCGAACCGGUAACUCUUUUCUCGUUUGUAUACUACGGUCUGCGAUAUCCCUUGAACUAUUGUGGGAUUCACCACAGUAUUUUCAUUGUUCUUGUUUUGGUUUUCGUCAUUUGUAAAAAAUAUAGGAUUUUUUCAUAAUAAUUCUGAUCUGGGUAUUAAAAAGUAGUUCAAAAUCAUUCAAAAACAAAAGGAAAAUGCAUUCAGAUUGUACCUUACUUAGGUAGGUGCUAAUAAGAUAAUCUUUUACUGCCUUUGCCACAGUAGCAGGAAAUGAAUAGUGAAUUGUUUUUUACUAAACAACUUAAUUAUUAAGUUGUAUGCAAACAUUACAAAUGCAUUUUUUUUGUUUACAACUAGUAAUACAGCUUAAAAAAUCAACUUCUGGUGAUUUUUCAUUCCAAUUUCUGGUGAAUCUUAUUUUUAGUGACCUGGCAACACUAUCCAUUGCUUCAAAAAAACCGGUCUCAUUGGUUGAAUUUGUGCCACAGACGCAAAUUUUAAGCGUGCAACGGAAUAGAUUUUUUUGUAGACAGCUGUUUAAAUCUCUGCCCCAACCAGUAGUGUGAAUAGUGAUUGUUCCAAUGUUAUUCAAGGUCAGUUCAUAGAGGGGAUUCAAACGGAACAACUUUUAUCAAAUCUUUCUUUAAGGCCCUUUUUUCGCUUUUUUCAACUACCUGUUUGCAACAGUAUACUAAAUCCUUGUCAUCUGAUUACUUCAUGAUGUGUAUAGAGAUGACGAAAAAACAUCGUUUUUAUUUUUUUUUUCAUAAAAUGCACUUUUUGUGCAUUUUAUUGUGGAAUUUUUCUUCGAUCGUAACUUAUUAACAAAUAUUAGUACAGCUCUCAAAUUGUAUGUGAAUAUUCCACUUUUAUGGAUGAAUGAAACAAGUGAUUACUUUUAUUCGUAUCACUUUUUCUCUUCGAAAAAUAUUUGCUUUUCUUGAAAACCAAACUGCUAGACGAGGAAUAUUCACACACAAUUGCAGAGCUGUACUUAUAUUUGUUAAAUAGUUCCAACUGAAGAAUUGAUUUUACAAAAAAAAAUUAAUACAUUGUUCUUUAGUCAUCUCUAUACACACCAUAAUAAAAUUAUCAGAUAAUUAGAAUACUGCUGCAAGGAGGUAGAUGGAAAAAAUCUAAAAAAAUGGGCACGACCACCUUAAGGGAUCAUUGGCAGGUUUAAGCAGAGGGUGCGAACAUUACCGUUUCUAGACCAUUCAGAAAAUCGAGACAGUGGUUACUGCCAUUAUCCUUACAGCUAUGACUCGUUGCAUUUGAAUCCAAUUUCCAAUCUCACAGUUUAGCUUGAUCAGAUUAUAUGUGGCAAAGUUUACAGAAAAAACAUGAGUUGGAUCAUCGGCAACUCUGGCUGGUUUUCUGGAACAACUUCUGUUUAUUCCAUAAACUUUGCGUGUACGGUAUUUUCACGGAAAAAGCACGAAACAUACAGUGUAUCAUAGAAACAGCACUGCUGCUGCGUUGUCACGUUUACUAAACUGAGUUGAUUUGUUUUGAAUAUACUCGCUAUACUAAUCAGUUAAUCAAAAAUGUCGAUCGAUCUGUAGAAAGAACCGUAGAAUGUACCUUGAAGAAUAUGAAUCCACAAAUGUAUACAGGGCUGCAUUGAUACUUCCGUUGCUGCGUUAAAGGUACGUUUCGCGUUAUGGCUUCCGCGAUAUAUACUUCAUAGGUAAUCUAAACAAAGGAAAUACUCCACUAUUCUUUUCGGGUCAAAAUUGAAGGUGAACGAGAAUUAAAUCAAUCAAAUAAGCUGCAAGUAAGCACAUUUACAUAUAAAAAAUAUGUUAGAGACGGAAAUUUUGCUUGCAGUUUAAAUGUAGUCAUCUUCCUGUUAAAGUCCAACGAAUUCAGUAAAAAGUGGACGCAUAUUAUAAAUUUUUGACACGAAAGAAAGGCCUCCGUAAAUUUUGCCAAGAAAAAAUAAUAGUCAUCAAAGGGUAUUUUGGGGCUUAAAUAAAUAGUAUUUCAAAUCAAAACAACGCUUUUGAAAAAAUACCAUGUUUAUUCAUAUUAUCAGUAUAGGUGUUAUGGUUUUAUCCACAUGACCCUACUGUUUUUACAGAUGACCAUUCUUCGACUAAAAUUUUCAGUAAUCUUCAGGCACAAUUUCAGUUCAAUUUCAUCAGUAACUACAAAUAGUCCAUUCAAUACCGGCAGUACAGCAGACAUAGAAGGAUACUCAUAAAGACUGGCACGCCCAUCGGUGAACCCAGGAAGCAGAAGCAGAGUCGCGUAUCGGAAAUAAUACUCUAUCUUGCUAAAUUUUAAAUGCAAAUGUAAGGGGUAAUCUAUGAUGUGUGAAAUAUGUCCAAUAGGUGCAAAGUAUUACCGGGGUGUCAGGAGCUUCUGGAAUAUCUAAAAAAAAACAAGUUUGAGCGAUUUUUUUUCGACCGACGGAAAUGAGUGACGGACAUGGUUCUUCUGGAUGUACAUGUCACAUAACAUUCAAUCUUCUUCAUCUUUCGACAUUUAUCGCAAUUACAAUACGCCAUUAUGCGAGGGAAGUAAAACGAGAAUGAUUUUUUCCAGUUAGCAACCAUCGGACGUUGAAAAACGGCGCGAAAUAUAAAUCCCCAGGUACCUAUGGGAUCAUCCCUUACAAAUAUUCCCUAAUUCGGUGAAUGUUGAAAUCUAAAGUCGACCAAUGACAAUACAUUUAAAACAAAAUGUUUGUAAUUUGUACUCUCCCAACCAGUGAAACGGAUUAAAAUUUUCAAUUAGGUCUAUAACCUCAACAACAACAUGAAUGUGAACUUUAACAUUAUAAGCAGUCUCAUGAUAUUUCGAACUAAAAGGUAGCCUUUUUAUAUUGUCUAUCUAUCUAAUAGCCUAGCAGUGUUCCGAAAUAUUCCAGGUUUUAUCCGCAACCACCAGUUGCUGGUGCAUUCUAGUGAAACCGUUCAAUCUUGACCCGAAUUACUCUAGUUACUUUGAAAUUAUUCGUAAAAUUGAAAUCCUCUGACAGCAGAGCACAGUUCGCCGAAGUGAAUCCACCUUAACUAUAAUAUAAAUAUCUAGCUUUAAACGAGGCGCGCACUGUUGAAGCUGCAGAUAUUUUUUUAAAAGCUACCGCGAAAAUAAAAGUGUUCAAACCAUGGGUGGAUUUAUUUCCAGCGACCUGUAUAAAAUCGCACAAUAUAAAUAUUGUAAAUACGUGAAAGUAAAUUGCUUUGAACUUUCAAAAAAAAAAUGAGGAAAAUUACAUAGAGCACACUUAAAAAUUAUUAUAAUUCUAAUGUGAUGAAUUGUAAAAAAAUAUGCAAGUUAUAAGUGCUCAUCGUGGUAAAAUAAUGAUCAUUUAAGUUUUAGGGCUAGCUACAUAGAAAUGCGUGCACAGUAUUUUUUUCCAUUUUAUCCUAGAUUUCAAUAAAGUAUGUUAUAUAUAAUUAACUGAUUGAUCUUUCUGUGCAUGAUUCGUUAGUAAGGAUGUUCCUAAAUAACAUUUAUUUAAUUAAUAAAAAGGCCUCCUCUAAUUAUUUAAAUCGAGUUAUCGAACUAAAAUUCUGGGUAAUGGAAUUAAUGCAAUCAUAAAAGUGACAGCUGAAAAUAUAUUUAAUUGUAAUGGGGGUCACAUGAAACCUCAUUGGAAAGCUCUUUAUCAGUACUUCAUAAUCCUACAGUAUAGACUUAGUAUCUUUCAAAGUGGCGGACUGUUAGACUGUCGAAGUUGAGCGUUUUCCAUUUAAAAAACCAAAAGAUUGCGCCUAAUCGCCGUUUUGAAAUUUUCAACUGCCAGCCUUACGUUGAAAUAUAGUAUUCAUGCAAUAAUUUUCAUCACUCCGAAUUACAGCUUGCUGCUGUACUGACCCCAUCAACUAAAAAGUGGAGUGGGGGCAUUUGAAAAGCUCUGUAUAAACAGGGUGUUAAUUAUGUACUAUAAAUUUAACAGAUGUUCUCAAGAUACAGGGUGUUAAAAACCAUUUUUGGAAAGUGUAGGACCAUAAAAAAUGGAAGAUCUGAAAUAAUUAUUUAAACAUACCUGUUUGCUAUAAAAAGUUAUCAAUCAAAACUUGUUACUCAAGAACACCACACAUUUUUAUUUCCUGCAGUGAUCAUCUUUAAGAAAUCGGGACGUAAUUUCUAUGAAGCUACCCAUUGAUUAUUCCAUGUUAAGCAAAUUCCAAUAGUAUAUGUUUUAUGAGUGUGACAGAGAUCAUUACCCUUGUCAUGUAGCGCAUUUUAAUCAAACAGAUGUAGACAUAUUUUUAUUAACCAAAGUUACCUUACGUUAUAUAAACACACGUGUCAUAACCAAAUAUUUUUUACUGUUCAAACUACCGUUUAAUUUACAUUUAUGUGUAUAUAUCAAGGUCUUAUAUAAUUAACAGGGCUUGGGGCACUUCAAAGUCUCAGAAAAAAUGUUUGUAUGUGUAUCUAAAUAUUUUAUCCAAUGUAGCUUUGCAGAACUUGUAAUAUUUAUUAUGUUUUAAUCCCUGAUUUAAUAAUUAUUUAUUGCAGAAUAUUAUCUCAUGUUUUGAAUAAUCUUGUAAUCAGCGAAUGUUUAUUUAUUUCCUAUGUUAUUUAUUUUUGACUCAAAACAAAGAGAUUUUCCGAGAUUUUCUGUGGAUCAGCCCUCAAAAUAUAAGUUUACAGAACGCUUUGCGAAUGACUCAUGUUAAUUUUGUUUAACCUUCAGCUGGUCUGCAUUCCUAAUAAGAAGAUUGUUAUUGCUCGUUUUUUAAAAGACGAAACUGGGAAAUGUUUUAUUAGGAAAUUAGACACUUAAUUGUAGAGAAAUUACGUGUUUUAGGAAAUAAAUUACAGAUACAAAUGUGCGUUUAUUGAAACCUUUCACUGUUAAAUGUUAGAUUUGUUAUAUAAUUUGUAAACAUUAUAAUGUUUCAGUUUUUCAAGAAAUUACGAUCAAUAGGGAUUAGAAAAAUGAUCUGACAAAAUUUGAAAAAUAUAGAAUUCCCCUUAUGUCGAUGUUUGAAUGUAAUUGGUAUAUUAUGAAGAGUUGUGUUCUCGACCCAUUGACAGAAUCUCAUAAAUGUCAGAUUUUCCCUAUUGAGUAAACUACUGUUCGGAAGAAUAUGUUUCCGAUUUAAGCCACGUCAUUCCAGGAAAAUUAAUUAGAGUGCUUAACUUGGAAAUUAUUCAAGACCGAAAAACUCGUGAAACAGCAAUCAAAAAGAUUGAAGAGCAUUUUUUAUCACGUUAUUCAUGUUUCAAUUAAAUCUUUUUACUAAAUUGACAGGUCGAUAAAUAGCUUGCUUACUAAAGAAGCAAUCAACUAUUAGUAAAACUAGUGUUUAUACCUGUUUUUAUAUGACAUUUCUACUGUUACAUAUUGGGAAUUUGGUUACUGUUUCACGAAUGGUACAUCAGUAAUAUUGCGGUACACAGAACGUUAUUAUAAGUAGUGAAUAUAUUUUUUUAUAUAGAUUGGCGCUGUACUCGGUGCGAUAUUUAAAAGAAUUUACGAUCUAUGAUUUAAAAGGUACCGAAAGCAGUGGUAUGUUGCUUGAUUUAGAAGAAAACGCUUAGUUUCGGAUUAUUUGUAUUGUUACGUUGCAAAGGAUAUUUAUAUAAUUAAAAGUGAGUUUUUACAAGAUUUAAGUGUACCUAAAACUAUAUAAAACGAACUAACCAACUAAAAUGAACUCUAACAGAAUUUGAUAAAAGAAAAAAGGAUAGUGUUAGUACAUGAAGUUUGAAAUUCAUUGAUGAUAGAAAAUGUAGAUUCAGUAUUUCUGAAAUAAAACCUAAUUAAUA
This is a messenger RNA of Acanthoscelides obtectus, 13039 nucleotides long. Lineage: Eukaryota; Metazoa; Arthropoda; Insecta; Coleoptera; Chrysomelidae. The record is from the annotation of a GenBank genome assembly.